Apiotrichum porosum is the source of this 1503-nucleotide messenger RNA. It is a transcript of the gene FDC1, whose product is annotated as Ferulic acid decarboxylase 1. Lineage: Eukaryota; Fungi; Basidiomycota; Tremellomycetes; Trichosporonales; Trichosporonaceae. The record is from RefSeq and is a predicted model, not a curated record. Gene Ontology annotation, cellular component: cytoplasm. Gene Ontology annotation, biological process: ferulate metabolic process; cinnamic acid catabolic process. The coding region runs from base 1 to 1503 and encodes 500 amino acids. Gene Ontology annotation, molecular function: carboxy-lyase activity. The transcript has 5 exons.
AUGGCUACUCCCAACCUCCCCCACCUGAACUUCCGCACGUUCGUCUCUGCCCUUGAGUCGAACGGCGACCUCGUCCGCAUCGCCCAGGAGAUCGACCCCGUUCUUGAAGCCGCCGCUAUCACCCGUCGAGUCUAUGAGACUGAUGGCCCUGCUGUGCUCUUUGAGAACAUGAAGGGUGCCAAGAAUGGCUUCUUCCGCAUCCUUGGCGCCCCCAAUGGACUCAACGCCGACCCGAAGACACGUUACGGCCGUAUGGCCCUUCACCUCGGUCUCCCGCAUACAGCCGGUAUGGGGGAGAUUCUGGACAAGAUGACCUCCGCAGCCCAGAAACCUCCCAUCCCCCCCGUUGUCUGUGAGACCGGCGAGUGUAAGGAGAACAUCCUCAAGGGAGAUGAGAUCAAUCUCCUCAAUAUUCCCGCACCACUUAUUCAUAAGGAUGAUGGAGGACGGUACAUCCAGACUUACGGAAUGCACGUCGUCCAGAGCCCCGACGGCAAGUGGACGAACUGGAGCAUUGCGCGCGCCAUGAUCAAAGACGGACGUCACCUGGUCGGACUCGUUAUCAACCCCCAGCACAUUUGGCAGAUCCACCAGAUGUGGAAGAAGGAGGGACGUGACUGCCCCUGGGCACUCUGCUUUGGUGUGCCUCCCGCCGCCAUUAUGGCAGCCAGUAUGCCUAUUCCCGACGGGGUUUCGGAGUCGGGUUACAUCGGUUGCAUGACAGGUCACCCCCUUUCUGUGGUCAAGUGCGAGACCAAUGAUCUCCUUGUCCCCACCACUUCAGAGAUUGUCUUGGAGGGCACGCUGUCCAUCACUGAGGUGGCCUCGGAGGGACCCUUCGGCGAGAUGCACGGCUACGUGUUCCCCGGUGACUCGCACCAGAACCCUGUGUACAAUGUCGACUGCAUCACCCACCGCAACGAUGCCAUUUUGCCCAUGUCGGCUUGUGGUCGCCUGACUGAUGAAACUCACACCAUGAUCGGUGCUCUUGCCGCCGCCGAGAUUGGUCGGAUUUGCCAUGAGGCCGGUCUGCCUGUUAUCGGUGCUUUUUCUCCCUUCCAGUCCACAGUGACCUGGGUCGCAAUCAAGUUCGACACUGCCAAGAUUCGCGAGCAAAAGUGGACCUCUAAGGAGCUCCGCCAGCAUAUUGGCGACCUCGUCUUCAACCACAAGGCCGGAUACACCAUUCACCGGCUUGUGCUUGUGGGCGACGACAUCGACGUGUUUGAAGACAAGGAUAUCAUGUGGGCAUUCAGCACUCGUUGUCGCCCGGGUAUGGACGAGACGUUCUUCGAGGACGUUGCUGGCUUCCCCCUCGUGCCAUACAUGAGCCAUGGAAACGGCAAGCCCAACCGCGGUGGCAAGGUGGUUUCGGAUGCGCUCAUGCCGUCUGAGUACACGACCGGCGCCGACUGGGUUGCCGCCGACUUCAAGAACUCGUACCCGGCCGAGCUCAAGGAGAAGGUACUGGCCAACUGGGUGGCGUACGGAUUUAAGCAGUGA